AUGGACGACUUUCAAGGAGUAGAAGAAAAGGCGUUUGUGGUGGAUGAAGUCAACAAUGUCAUUAAAGAGUCUAUUGAAAACACUAUCCAGAAUGCUGCCUACCAUCACAACAAGGUCGGACAAUGGAACUCGAAUAUUAUUGAGCAAACUCUAAAGCGCUUGACGGGUCUCAACAAACCAUUCAAGUAUAUCGUGACUUGUACUAUUAUGCAAAAAAAUGGAGCCGGUCUACACACAGCGUCAUCUUGCUACUGGGAUAAUUCAAGUGAUGGAAGCACAACGUUUAAAUACGAUUCAAAGACCAUGUACGUCAUUGUCAACGUGUUUGGUCUAGCCAUUUAA
This is a messenger RNA of Batrachochytrium dendrobatidis JAM81, 342 nucleotides long. RefSeq lists its product as uncharacterized. The coding region runs from base 1 to 342 and encodes 113 amino acids. The transcript has 4 exons. NCBI's taxonomy places the organism in Eukaryota, Fungi, Chytridiomycota, Chytridiomycetes, Rhizophydiales. Gene Ontology annotation, cellular component: cytoplasmic dynein complex; cytoplasm. Gene Ontology annotation, molecular function: dynein intermediate chain binding. The record is from RefSeq and is a predicted model, not a curated record. Gene Ontology annotation, biological process: microtubule-based movement.